CUGCGCACUUCUCCAACCGGGACCACGUGCCAGCCCCGGCUGUCCAAUCAGCUGCCUCAGCAGGGACCAUGUGGCCCCUCUGGAGCUGGCUCUCUCUCUCUGUCCGGACUCAGGACCACAAGUGGUGUUGCUGUUCCAGUUUAUCUCCCAUCUCCUCUCGCACAGACGUGCAGGCUGCUGCCCAAAGAUGCUGCCAAGAUGCCGGAGAGUGCGUGGAAGCUGGUCUUCUACACCAUGUCCUGGUCCUACAGCAGCUACCUGCUCUUCUUCACCUCCUACCCCUUCUUCCACGACCCGCCCUCCGUCUUCUACAACUGGAAGAGUGGUAUGACCGUGCCUACAGACAUCGCUCUGGCCUACCUGAUCCAGGGCAGCUUCUACGGCCACUCCAUCUACGCCACGGUCAACAUGGACGCCUGGAGGAAGGACUCCGCUGUCAUGGUGGUGCACCACAUCAUCACACUGGCCCUCAUCAGCUUCUCCUACGCCUUCAGAUAUCACAACGUAGGCAUCCUGGUCUUAUUCCUGCACGACAUCAACGACAUCCUGCUGGAGUUCACCAAGCUCAACGUGUACCUGAAGUCCCGGGGGGGGGGCUACCACCUGCUCAACGACGUGCUGUCCAACAUGGGCUCGGUCAGCUUCAGCAUCUCCUGGUUCUGGUUCCGCCUGUACUGGUUCCCCCUCAAAGUGCUGUACGCCACCUGUGUGUCCAGCAUCCAGUCCGUCCCCAACAUCCCCUUCUACUUCUUCUUCAACCCGCUGUCCCGGGCCCUGCGGCUCAUGAACAUCUCCUGGUUCCUGUUCAUCGUCAUGUUCGUGGUGAAGGUGCUGAAGGUGAAGGAGGUGAACGACGUGCGUGAGUACGAGGACGAGGACGGCAGCAUGGCGGCAGCAGAGCUGCUCAGAGGCGCCCGGGCAGGGGGCGGCGGCGGCAGGGGGGGGGACGAUGCUGGACAUCACAGCUCUCCCCAGGGGAAGCACGUGCAAAACGGGGUCACCAAGGAGAAGCACCUAUAA
Messenger RNA from Menidia menidia (Atlantic silverside), 1020 nucleotides. The record is from the annotation of a GenBank genome assembly. NCBI's taxonomy places the organism in Eukaryota, Metazoa, Chordata, Actinopteri, Atheriniformes, Atherinopsidae.